UACUCAUAUGAUACGGCUCAGUCGACACAGUAGAGCCGUACCCGUCAAAACAAAAAACUCGCUUUCGAUGCAAAUCGAGGUCACGAUCAAUGACACAGUGCGUCGUCACCGAAUAUUUCCGAUUCUUACGAAACGUAGCGUCGACGAUUACCUCAUAACCAACUAUUAUUAGAUAACUACGCACACCGGCAACCAUUUACGCCCUAGUAACCAUCCAGCACCGAGACCAUUCGAACGCGUUCAUCACGGAUAUGGCAAAACACACUGUUUUCGUUUUCUACUUCCUCGUGACGGUUUUCGCCACCGACAGUUACAAAAUCCUCGGCAUUUUCCCAUCCUUGGACCGGAGCAACUACCUCACUUACAGGGGCCUCUUCACGGAGCUAGCCAACCGUAACCAUGAGGUGACUCUCAUCAGCCACUUCCAGCUACCUAACGCUCCAGCAACCUACAAGGAUAUAUUGCUCAGUGAUAAACAAGUGUACAAAGGCCUCUCGUUUGAAUCAGUGAUAGUGAACGAAAUUUCGCGAGUGCCGUUCGAAACGUUAAUAUCGACGAAAUCCGGGAACGAUGAUUGCAAGACACUAAUGAACAACCAUCAAGUCCUACAUUUGCUUAGGACUCGACCUAAAUUUGAUGUGGUGCUAGUGGAAUCGUAUAACAGUGACUGCGGUUUGGCUCUAGCCGCGAAUUUGAGUGCGCCGUACAUAGCCUUCAAUCCGCAGCCGAUCCAAUCAUGGCAGUACAAUAGGCUAGGGAUUAAUUUCAAUUCCGCCUCUGUCCCACUUUCAGGUCUGCCCUAUGGAAAAGAACCUUGGUUCUUUGACCGAUUGAGAGGGUACAUACUCUACCAUGUAACCAAUUGGGUUUACUAUGUUGGCUCCCAAGUAACGGAUCACGUUUACCUGUACAAGUAUCUAGGAGACGACCUACCUUCAUUGGAAAACAUAGCGUCGAACGCCAGUUUGGUGUUAGUAAACACACAUCAAUCAGUGUUCGGAGGUGUAAUCAGGCCUGACAGCGUUGUAGAUAUUGGAGGCAUACACAUACGGCCACCUAAAAUAAUACCAACAGAAAUAGAGAGAUUCAUAAACGAAGCGGAAUACGGGGUAGUUUAUGUCAAUUUGGGCUCAACAGUGAAAGACUCGACACUGCCUAAGGAGAAGUUAAAUGAUCUUAUAGCAACAUUCAGCAAACUACCUCAUAGAGUCCUGUGGAAAUGGGAAGGUGUCAUCGAGAAGCUGCCCAGAAACGUUAUGACCAUGAGAUGGUUCCCGCAAUACGAUGUUUUGAAACACGACAACGUGAAACUCUUCAUAUCGCAUGCUGGGAUCCUGAGCACAAUAGAAGCUGUUGAUGUUGGUGUACCCGUGGUUGCUAUACCACUGUUUGGAGACCAAUACGGUAACGCUGCAGCUCUGCAAGACGCUGGAGUAGCCACGAUAGUCUCCUACCAAGACUUGAACAAGGAAUACCUCUUGGAUGCUAUCAAUGAAGCGCUGGAUCCUACAAUGCAACAGCGUGCAAAAGUGGUGUCCAGAAUAUGGCACGACCGGCCUAUGUCUCCGUUGGAAACCGCCAUCUAUUGGACGGAGUACGUAGCUCGAUACCGCGGCGCGCCUCACCUACUAGCGACAUCUGUACAGAAACCAUUGUACCAACAACUACAACUAGAUGUCUUGGCCUUUGUAGCACUAGUAUUUUACAUCCUUAUACGAGUGUUUUCUAAAUUAUUAUCUGUAUGCUGUUGUUGUUCUUAUCAAACAGAAGAAACUUCUACUGUUUAUAUUGAAGAGAGGAGAAAUAAAAGAGUGAAAUUUGAGUGAAGGAACUCUUUCGCACAGCGACAUCUAGUGGUCGUAAUGAACAAGUAGUGGUAUAAACUUGAAGCUCUACACUUGAGUCUCAGGAAAUGAAGUCCUUUUAUGGAGUGCUAGUGCUAUCGAUAUUAAAUUUUAGACAUUUUAGUGUUAAUCUAAUAUUUUCGGCACACGUUGGCUUCUUGUUGGAUCUCGUAAUUUUAUUUGUUUUAUAAAUCUUACUUUUUUAACUUAUUGUACUGCCUUUAUAGGCAUCCAUCAAAUGGGUAGGUACCUACCUACCUACCUGCUUGGUUGCAUGCAAAUUAUUGCACUUUUCGUCAACUUGUACUGAAAGUAUUGAAAUCAAUUGAAACGCUUCUAACUAAUUAAUUUUGUUCAAAACAUUUGCAAUAAAAUCAUUUGUACUUAUUUUCAA
Pectinophora gossypiella (pink bollworm) is the source of this 2238-nucleotide messenger RNA. RefSeq names its product UDP-glycosyltransferase UGT5-like (gene UGT44A1). The record is from RefSeq and is a predicted model, not a curated record. Bases 252 to 1826 code for a protein of 524 amino acids. Gene Ontology annotation, molecular function: UDP-glycosyltransferase activity. Lineage: Eukaryota; Metazoa; Arthropoda; Insecta; Lepidoptera; Gelechiidae. The transcript has 4 exons.